This is a messenger RNA of Trichoderma asperellum CBS 433.97, 516 nucleotides long. The record is from RefSeq and is a predicted model, not a curated record. NCBI's taxonomy places the organism in Eukaryota, Fungi, Ascomycota, Sordariomycetes, Hypocreales, Hypocreaceae.
AUGGCCCACCCCCGCAGAGGGACCAAGGAUGAGCGGCAAACGAUUCCUCCGCAAGCUACGUCAGAUAUGGGGGACAUCUGGCGAUCUUUAAGCAAGAGAAACGACAGUUUGGGAGGGCUAGGUACAUACUAUUUGGUUGAAUCUGGCGUUCCUGGUAAGGCGGAUGAUGACCGAGUUUUUGCCUAUUGUAGCACCGACGCCACUUUGAAUACAGUCAAGUCUCUCGCUCAGAGCCGGCAAAUCGAUGGAUCGCCGCAGCAGUCUGCCGCUAUCCGCCCCGCGGCAGGCCAUUCGGAAUUCACCGCCGGUACUGGCGAUUAUCGCCAAACUCAUCUUAACUUGUUUUCGCAAUCCAUAUACACAUUGUUGGAUAAAAGCCGACGAAUCUCUGUAAAUGACAACUCAUAUAAACUCUAUCGGAUCUGGUGCCACGAAGAUCGUCGUGAUAUGUCCGAGUUUAUCCCCAAUAGUGACACUCGCGAGUCGUUUAAUCGCCCCGUCUUUGGAAGUAUCUAA